UGGAUCUCGCGGUGUUUGCGCGAGACUGCUUCCUUACUUCCUCCCUUGCUAGUCCGCCUGUCUUCCUCCCCCUCUUUUCCCUCCCCCCGGCCUCUCCCUCCUUCCCCAGCUGGCCCCCUCCCCGCAGGGAUAAUAUGGUCUCCGGCGAUGGACGCCCCAAGUGCAGGAUACGGCUUUGAGUACCUUAUUGAAACAUUAAAUGACAAUUCACAUAAGAAGUUCUUCAAUGUAUCUAAACUUGGAGGCACCAAGUAUGAUGUUCUGCCUUACUCGAUACGGGUCCUAUUGGAAGCUGCUGUACGAAAUUGUGAUAACUUUUUAAUGAAAAAGGAAGAUGUUAUGAACAUUUUAGACUGGAAAACCAAACAAAGCAAUGUUGAAGUGCCCUUUUUCCCUGCCCGUGUUGUUCUUCAAGAUUUUACUGGAAUACCGGCAUUGGUGGAUUUUGCUGCUAUGAGAGAGGCAGUGAAAACUCUUGGAGGUGACCCUAAGAAAGUCCAUCCUGCCUGUCCAGCCGAUCUUACAGUUGACCAUUCUUUACAAAUUGACUUCAGUAAAUGUGCAAUACAGAAUGCGCCAAAUCCUGGAGGUGGUGACCUGCAGAAAGCAGGAAAGCUCUCUCCACUUAAAGUACAGCCUAAGAAGCUCCCCUGCAGAGGCCAGACUACCUGCCGAGGAUCAUGUGAUGCUGGAGAACUAGGCCGGAACUCAGGAACAUUUUCUUCGCAGAUUGAGAAUACACCCAUCCUGUGUCCUUUUCAUUUGCAACCAGUGCCUGAACCUGAAACAGUGUUAAAAAAUCAAGAAGUAGAAUUUGGCAGAAAUCGAGAGAGGCUUCAGUUUUUCAAGUGGAGUUCAAGAGUUUUUAAGAAUGUAGCUGUAAUCCCUCCUGGAACUGGAAUGGCUCAUCAAGUAAACUUAGAAUAUUUAUCAAGAGUGGUUUUUGAAGAAGAGGACCUUCUUUUUCCAGACAGUGUAGUUGGCACAGAUUCACAUAUAACCAUGGUCAAUGGUUUGGGAAUUCUGGGAUGGGGGGUCGGAGGCAUUGAAACAGAAGCAGUUAUGCUUGGUCUACCAGUUUCUCUUACUUUACCGGAAGUGGUUGGAUGUGAGUUAAUUGGGACAUCAAAUGCCUUCGUUACAUCCAUAGAUGUUGUUCUUGGCGUUACAAAGCACCUCAGGCAAGUAGGAGUGGCUGGAAAGUUUGUUGAGUUUUUUGGAAAUGGAGUUUCACAAUUAUCUAUAGUUGAUCGAACUACAAUAGCAAACAUGUGUCCAGAGUAUGGUGCUAUCCUCAGCUUUUUCCCUGUUGACAAUGUGACAUUAAAACAUUUAGAACAUACAGGUUUUGACAAAGCCAAACUCAAGUCAAUGGAAACAUACCUUAAAGCUGUGAAAUUGUUUCGAAAUGAUAAGAAUUCUUCAGGAGAACCUGAAUACUCCCAGGUGAUCCAGAUUAAUCUCAAUUCAAUAGUUCCCUCUGUUAGUGGUCCAAAAAGACCUCAGGAUAGAGUUGCUGUGACAGAUAUGAAAAGUGAUUUCCAGGCUUGCUUAAAAGAAAAGGUUGGAUUUAAAGGCUUCCAAAUUGCAGCUGAAAAACAAAAUGAUAUUGUCUCCAUUCAUUAUGAAGGAAGUGAAUACAAGCUGUCCCAUGGGUCAGUGGUCAUUGCUGCAGUUAUUAGUUGUACAAAUAAUUGCAAUCCAUCUGUCAUGCUUGCUGCAGGUCUUUUGGCUAAAAAGGCUGUUGAAGCUGGUCUGCAUGUUAAACCUUAUAUAAGAACAAGUUUAUCUCCAGGCAGUGGGAUGGUGACACAUUACCUCAGUUCAAGUGGAGUAUUGCCGUACCUUAGUAAGCUUGGAUUUGAAAUAGUUGGCUAUGGAUGUUCAACAUGUGUGGGAAAUACAGCACCCUUAUCAGAAGCAGUUUUAAAUGCAGUAAAACAGGGUGAUUUGGUUACCUGUGGAGUUUUAUCUGGAAACAAAAAUUUUGAAGGUCGCCUCUGUGAUUGUGUUCGUGCCAAUUAUCUUGCCUCUCCACCCUUAGUGGUAGCUUAUGCCAUAGCAGGCACAGUGAAUAUAGAUUUCCAGACAGAGCCUUUAGGUACUGGCCCUGCUGGCAAAAACAUUUACCUGCAUGAUAUUUGGCCUAGUCGAGAAGAAGUUCAUCAGGUAGAAGAAGAAUAUGUUAUACUAUCCAUGUUUAAAACAUUAAAAGAGAAAAUAGAGAUGGGAAAUAAACGGUGGAAUUCCUUAGAAGCACCAGAUUCAGUUUUGUUUCCAUGGGACUUAAAGUCUACUUAUAUCAGAUGUCCUUCAUUUUUUGAUAAACUUACCAAAGAGCCAGUUGCACUCCAGCCUAUUGAAAAUGCCCAUGUCUUACUAUAUUUGGGAGACUGUGUUACAACAGAUCAUAUAUCACCUGCUGGAAGCAUCGCUAGGAAUAGUGCUGCUGCUAAGUAUUUGACAAACAGAGGCCUUACCCCUCGAGAAUUCAACUCUUAUGGAGCCCGAAGAGGUAAUGAUGCUGUGAUGACAAGAGGCACUUUUGCAAAUAUCAAGCUUUUUAAUAAGUUUAUUGGAAAGCCAACUCCCAAAACAAUUCAUUUUCCAUCAGGACAGAUGCUAGAUGUAUUUGAGGCUGCAGAGCUAUACCAGAAAGAAGGUAUUCCACUGAUUAUUUUAGCAGGAAAAAAAUAUGGUUCAGGAAACUCAAGAGACUGGGCUGCCAAAGGACCAUAUUUACUGGGUGUAAAAGCUGUUUUGGCUGAAAGUUAUGAAAAAAUACACAAAGAUCAUUUGAUUGGAAUUGGCAUAGCUCCACUACAGUUCCUUCCAGGAGAAAAUGCAGAUUUCUUGGGCCUCUCUGGCAAAGAAACAUUUUCUUUAACAUUUCCUCGAGAGCUGUCUCCUGGGAUUACAUUAAAUAUUCAGACAAGCACUGGAAAAGUGUUCAGCGUGAUUGCUUCGUUUGAAAAUGAUGUGGAAAUAAUGUUGUACAAACAUGGAGGAUUAUUAAACUUUGUGGCACGAAAAUUCUCAUAGUAUCUACUCACCAUGGGUACCUUCCAUAACUGGUAGCUGUGAAGCCUUUUCUGCUGGACCCAGGAAUCCUUACCAUGGAGCUGCAGAUAGUCCCAGUAUACUCACUUAUCUCCUCCAUGGAUGUAAAUGAUUAUGAAUCAAAGUAGUGACUGAAAUGAAAUCUUCUUGAUUUUAAAUAAUACACGAAUGGUGCUAUUAACAUUGCUAAAAUCAACAUGUGAAGUGUGUUGUGGAAGAGACCUGUAAGUAUGGGGGGGAGAUAUUUUAUCAGACCAUUUUGUAAAUAAAGGCAGAUUUGAACUUGUGUUGAAGAUUCUUAUACAUGUUUGAAUAACCUUCCUGAAGUUAGUUUUGCACCUAUAAAACUGUACUACUGUUUGUUGGUUAAGAGUAGCACAUUGAAAUAUAAGAAGCCAGAUUAUGACUCUAAAAUGAUUGGCAUUGGAAUCUGAUUUAUAAAUGGGUUUUUAUUGAUUCUUUUUCAGAAUUGAGCUGGACACAUUUGGCUUUUUUAGUUUGUCAUAUAAGUCAGGUUUAUCCUCAGUCUUGGUCUAACUAUAAGUGAUAAAACCUGCCCCACAUCAUAAUCAUUCUGUCUAAUCCAGCCAAAGUUUCCUCCACAUCUGAAGAUGAACCACGGUAUUAGCAAUGGAAAUACAGUCGAAUCUCUGUAAGUUACUGCCCAAGGGACUGUAGGAAACUGGUCAACAUACAGAGGUGGUCAACAUAAGGAACUAGGCCUACUGUAUAUGUGGUACAUGUCUGGUAAACUUAAGGAGAUGGCCAAAUAUGGAGGUUCAAUAUGUAUUAUGUGUGAUACAGCCCUUAAUUUUUUAGUAAUUUGCCACUGUGACCCUCUGGCAAUCUUCAAAUGGCAUUAUAUUAAUUGGGUUAAAAGUAUUUUGCUUACCCUGUGUGAUACUAUAAUUUCCUAUAACCUAAUAUUUUAGAUAUUAUUAACUACAAUUCCACACUCAUUUUAUAGUUGAUAAGAAUUCAUUUAAUCAUUAAACUCUAAACUGAUUUACUCUAGACUUUUAAAUUAUCUACCCUAAAUUAUAUAGGUGCUUAACCCUAAGCAUUUUUUAAGUGUUGCUAUUUCUUAAUUAAAUUGAUUUCCUGUCAUUUUCAAUCAUUAUUUUACCUGGGAUGCAUGAUUCUAAUAGUUUUGUUACAUUACUGUUUUAACCAAAGCUAACUGUAAGGAUAAAACACUUAAGUGUUGCUGUGUCAAUACCAUAUAGUCUCGGUAUGUGUCUGUCCACCACAUGAAAUGUUUUGUCAAAAAGACAUUGGCAUCUUUAAAAAGAAAAGUUGAGUAAUUAAUUCCAGAAGGUUCUAUACCUUUUUGAAACUAAGCAGUUAAACUUAGCAGGGUAAAGGUUAAGUAUAGUGAUUUUUUUUUUUUUUGAUAUGACCUACUUAAUGUUACUGCAUUUCAGAAUUAGCUCACAUUGCAGAGUAAAGAAUUAUUUGUUUUAAGCUAAAAUGCUGAAACUACCAAACCAGUGGAUGAACACCACUGAGAACUUUGUACAUAAUCAAUCACUCUUUUGAAAAUAUUUUGCAAAUAUGUGCUUAGACAAAAAGAUGGACUAGAGAAUAUUUUCUUGGGUACUUUCAAGUUAUAUUGUGUUUUCAAUAUAUGCUGUAUAUCUGUCAGUGCACGUGUUUUUAAUUUAUAGGAAAACAUGAGUUAGGGAUGGAGAUCUUAACAAAUUCAGUGUUAAGAUACCCGUUAUGUGCUUUGAAAAAAAAAAAAAUGGUAAUUCCCGAUGGUAUGUGGGGGGAGAAUCUAUUAUUAUUUUGAAGGCAUGCUCUAUACCAUGUAUAUAGUCCAUGGGCAGAGGCACAGGCAUUCAUCUUUAACAUUGGAUCCAGGAGACAAUGAUAAAGCCAGCUAGCUGUGAAUUUAACAUUUACAUUUCCAGUCUACCUAGUCUAAUAAUAAUACAAGUAAAUCUUGUAUUUCAGGAACAAAAAGUUCUCAUUUUUUGCUCAUAUACAAUGAACCAAAUGUUUAACAAACAUGGUUUUAAGUUGGGAAAGAGUGAUGGAUGUAUGGUCCAAUGUGUCUAACUAAUAAUUGUAUUUCUAGCCAAAUGCUGUAUUUGCAAAAAUCUGGCAUCUGUUGGUUUUUUUUUUUUUUUUUGUCUUAGCUACUUUUUUUUUUAUUGUCUUAUCUACUUUGUUGACUGUAUCUAGAUAAUUUUCUGUUACCAAAAAAAUAAAUAAAUAAAAAUUUUGUGAAAAGAAAGUGUAAGCGGCACACACACAAAAAGCAAGUAAGUGUUGUGAGAUUAAAGUACAAACUUAAAGGUUUGUUACAAACAGCAACAUUUUAAAGAUCUUUUUAAAACACAAUGCUACAUAUCAUUGCCAUUUUCAUACCUUUGGCUUUUGCUACUCCUAUAAAAUCAGUGAAAAUGUUAUCCAGCCACUGAAUUGCCAUUAUUACACCUAAAAAGUUUGUAAGAGGGCAGUUGUCAUUGUUUCUGUUUUAUCUUCAUGUUGGUACUUGAAUAUGGGAGGUAUUAAAAUCCCUCUAGUCACAUUGUUCAGUUUUUUGCUGGUAAUCAAACUGCAGUUGUAUUUAAAAGGAAGAAAGUAAAGCUAAGCCAUACAUCAGAAUCACAGUUGAUCGAAAUAUGAUUACACUGUUGAGUGCAUUUGUCUUCUCUCAGUGAUGAGUGACAGAAUGAGGCAAAAUUAUUUGAGUGACAUUUUUCUGUGGUUAAAUUAAAAGACACCUUUCUUUUGCCUUUAGGUUUAGAAGAUACUAAGAGACUGGAUAUUGAGCCUAUCUUAGUUUGAUUUGGAAUAAUAAGGAGAGGAGAAGGGAUGGACUUUGGCUUUUUCAGUGUUUUUCCCCCCCAAAGGAUGAUAGUGUCAAUGUUUAUUUAUAUCAAUUAUACACAUAAUAUGUGGCUAUGAAACCAUAUAUCUCAAGUAACUACAAAUCAUUGUCUAUUAUUUAAAGCCAACAAAACAGUGUAACAGUUUUAAGUUCAAUAAUGUUAAGUAUUGUAUAGAAAUAUAUUGGAGGCAAGUUCAGUUGAUGACAAUUGUGUAUACAUUACUGAUGCUGUAAAUUAUUUUUAAUAAAGAAAAUUGUAUUAUCA
Nycticebus coucang (slow loris) is the source of this 6164-nucleotide messenger RNA. RefSeq names its product iron responsive element binding protein 2 (gene IREB2). Gene Ontology annotation, biological process: citrate metabolic process; tricarboxylic acid cycle. Gene Ontology annotation, molecular function: iron-responsive element binding; 4 iron, 4 sulfur cluster binding; aconitate hydratase activity. Lineage: Eukaryota; Metazoa; Chordata; Mammalia; Primates; Lorisidae. Gene Ontology annotation, cellular component: mitochondrion; cytosol. Bases 148 to 3042 code for a protein of 964 amino acids. The record is from RefSeq and is a predicted model, not a curated record. The transcript has 22 exons.